Messenger RNA from Pelagomonas calceolata, 862 nucleotides. The record is from the annotation of a GenBank genome assembly. NCBI's taxonomy places the organism in Eukaryota, Pelagophyceae, Pelagomonadales, Pelagomonadaceae.
GGAAGAUCGGGUGCGCUGCCUGCCCGCGCGUGUUGGGCGGUUUCUUCCGCGGACACGGCCGCUUCACUAUAGGAUGUUGGAAUUGCUAAACUUAGCUAAACAAAGGCGCCUAAUGCCGCCCGUAACUCGGCACGCGGGCAUCCUCGUGCAAAACACUUAGUGUACGCCGUAGGCACGGGCAGCCGGGCUACGCGUUGCAAAAAACGCGGCAGCAAUUGGGCUGCCUCUCGCCGAGAAAACGGCCAAAAACCAUGCAAAAAGCCAUGCGAUCGUCUUUUUUGGCGCCGUUUCGAGCCGAUCGGGCCACCGCAGCGUCGGACAUCGUAAAGCAUGUGGCCGCGGACGAUUUAAAACACUAAACAGGGGCAGCGGUCCGUGGGAUGUCAGUCUAUGCGUGGUCCGCGUUUACGGCGAGAACGCGGCUUCGGGCGAAAAUCGCGCCCGUGGGUCGCGAGAUUUGGCAGAGGCCUUCUCAGCCACCAUGACGUGCAUACGAGGGGCGUCGAGGGCUGUGUUGAGGACCACGGGGAGCAGCAAUGCCUGGAGCGCGUCGCGGCGGCGCCGUGGGCUCGAAAUCUCAAAAGUUAUGAGAACGUCACGUCGAUAUCGUCAGUAGGCAUGGUGAUGGAGCGAAAACGGCCGAAGGUUCUCAUAACUUUUGCGCUCACGGCGGCUGAGAGGGCUAUAUGUCCGGCCAAAUGGGCAGCCCCUCUCGCUCCCAGGAGCGCCCGCGAGCUGCUACUUUUUUGCUCAUCCGCGAGCUGGGACAUCGGACGACGUGCUGCGGCCGCGCUUCCGCUGAAAACAGGCGCGGCGACCGGUGAACUCCACCAUUCACGCUGCGCGUUUAGCUAAACAAAGC